CGCUCCGUCUCCGUGCCCACUGCCAUUUAUGCCACCACCUCGCUCGCCGACGAGCCGGCCAUCGCCAGAAGCGGUCGUAGUCAUCAACGCGCACACAGCUGCACCGCAAAGAGCCAAAGACACCUGCCAUGGUGAGAGCAAGGGGCUUGUUCUGCCUCGUGUCGCCGGUCCGCGGCGACCCCGCCGACCGCCGCAGCAGCGCCGCGUGCAUAUGCUGCGUGGGCCCUCACCACAAGCCGUCGUCCGGCGCUCCCGACGCCGACCUGAGCGCGAGGCUGCCGCUCACCGGGUGCUGCGGCGCGGACGUCCGCGGCCGGAGCAGCGCCGCGCGCACCCCGAGGACGCCGUGCACGCCCACCGCCAGGCGCCUCUGCGGCGUCCGCCCUCGCACGCCGCGCCGCGGGCAGGUCUGCUGCUUCCCUGCCGCCACCGUCGAGCCGGCAGGACCGGAGGCCGCCGCCGCCGUCGCGAGGACGCCGCGAACCCCUACCACGCAGGCGCAGCAGGGCCCGGGCUGGCGGCGCCGUUGGUUGUUCCGCUCCGCUCGCCAGGCGGCGGCGCAGAUGACGCCGCGCUUUCGGGGCGCCGGCCGCGACAGCGCCCACGCUGGCAACAACAACACAAGUGCCUACGACGCGCGCCUCCCGGAGGCGGAGGCGGAGACGGAGACGUGCUCCAACGACGAGUAUGCGCUGCUCUGCAGGGAGGGCUUCUCCCGGGAGGACGUGGCCGCGGUCACCAUCCAGGCCUACUUCCGAGGCCACCUGGCGCGGCGGGCGUUCAUGGCGCUCAAGAGCCUGGUGAGGCUUCAGGCGGUGGCGCGGGGCGCGUUCGUGCGGCGCCAGGCGGAGGUGGCCAUGCAAUGCAUGCAGGCGAUGGCGCGGCUGCAUGGGCGCGUGCGCGCCCGGCGGAUGCUGACCACCAAACCCGAGGCCGAGCAGCUGUUGCAGAGCUGACCGGAGGCUGCAUUCUCGAUCGGCAAAGAAGAGUCCACCGCACGAAUAAGGUGAACGUGCUGUUUGUGAGAGGCAUUUGUUCUUUUGACUGAUGAACUUUGCCAGGGCCUCACGACUGUAAUGUCCCUGUAAUUCGCCUUCAUUUCUUUCUCUCUUUUUGGCUGUGCUGUGGCAAUAUGUAACUGUUGCAUUUUGUAAGCGUUGGUUUGAUUUGAGACUUUCGAAUUUUGAUCAUGGAAAACAGAAAGAUAAAAAAUUAUCAAGGCAAUUCUAGGAAA
Molecule: messenger RNA, 1234 nt
Organism: Zea mays
Lineage: Eukaryota; Viridiplantae; Streptophyta; Magnoliopsida; Poales; Poaceae
Exons: 2
Coding region: 129-956 (275 amino acids)
Molecular function (GO): protein binding
Source: RefSeq, a predicted model, not a curated record